Aegilops tauschii subsp. strangulata is the source of this 1645-nucleotide messenger RNA. The record is from RefSeq and is a predicted model, not a curated record. Lineage: Eukaryota; Viridiplantae; Streptophyta; Magnoliopsida; Poales; Poaceae.
GUUAACUGCUGGCGGGGACGCCCAUUUGCGUGCCACAAGCGGCGUCGUCAUCUGUUCUGUUCACCUCGUCAACUGGACCCACCUGUCAGAGUGGGUCCACAUGGACGGGCCGCUCGAACAGGAGGGUCGGACCCUAGUUGACUGGGAGGGGAUCCUUGGGGGAAAAUAGAGGGUUGAGCGGCGGCACGGCCAUGGCCAUGGAUUUCCCACUCUCGCCGGUUGACAAAUUACCAAUCUUCCCGGAUGAGGAAUCUAGCGCGGCGGCGCUGCUGGAAAUGUUUGGGCGUGGUGGGCGUGCUGGUGAACAGUCGUGUAAUGGAUCUCGCGGGGUCGUCGUCUAUGGACCAGGGCGGAGCUCACCUGCCCAUGGUGCUUGUUUGGUCUGCAAGGAAGCGAGGGGGAGGCGGUGAUGUUCUGCGAUAAGGCCUUGUUUGUCAUAAUUAGAUGAGAUAUGGGUUGUUCGGCAGUUUGAGCAAAAAACACUAUGGUGCAUGGUUGUGUCUUGCGGCUGCAAAUAUAUAAUCGAUUUGGCCUAACAAAUCACCAAGGUUAGCCCUUCCAUUCCUCUCAACUUGGAGUACUUCCAUUCCCUUCCUGAUGUGUUUUCUUUUUCCUUGGUUUGCUGCUGCACGGACCAACUCGAUGCAGGGGGAGUAGCGAGGAGGCGUGCUUCUGCUUCUCCAAGCCAUGGAGCAAGUCGAGGUCAAUGCAGGUUAUGGAAAGUAUCCCUUCUCCUCUACACCGUUUCCAUUUGGUAGGCACAACCACACAAGUGUGAGGCUUUGGUUCCCUUACGUGACAUGUAUGUGUUUCAAUCAAUAGAGUACGGGAGGGAGGAGAAUCAUUAGGCUAUAUAUGGUUGGAUGUCUUUGUCAGAUUCUUAUGAUGAUGAUGUGUACACUUAAUUAAACAUCUCUUUAUCAUUUGGCAUAGCAUUUUUAUUUUAACUCCGCUUCUUCUUUGCGGCCAUGUAUUGUAACGAGUGUGGCAUCCUUGUCCUCCUCGAGGAGGCAAGACACAGUGGCGCGCCUAGCCUCAGCGGUGAAGAAUGGCGGUGCUCCUCUUCGUCCUCGACCUGCUCUGCUCCUUCAAGCAGCAGCAUGGAUUUGGUAUAGCAAAGGGCAAGUGCUUCAUUUCGUCGUGCCAGGCAAGGUGCCAUGCGACGGAGGUUCAGCAUCGGCUACAAAAUCGCCAUGGAUUGGGGUACAACAGAGAAGGGGUUCAUCAUGCCACUAACAGGCAAGGUGCGCGGUGCUAUGGCUCCGUUUCCGGCCCCGGUGGCGUCUUCCGUUGGUCCCGCUGCCGUGCGGCGGCGCCGUUUUUGGCAUUGGCUACAAGAUGGGCAAGGUCUGCUCCUAUCCUCCGGUUUCUCUGAGCCUAUCUGAUGAUGCCAUCUGCAUGUUUGCUCAACAAUACCUGCCUUCUUGUUUUUGGUCUUUUUUAUGCAAUUUGGCUUCUGAAUUUUGUCCCUAAGUUAGUGGAACCAAGUAGUACUGAAUGAUGGACGGUGUAUAUGUAAAUCAAAACAGGACAUACUACAUUUGCUAGUUAGUUUACAGUUUGAAUAACUCAUAACGAUUGUAUGGUGGAUGCUUGUCCACGGCCAUCGAGCCGUGGUCAAUUUUUAGGAUUUCGAUGUGUGUCA